Fulvia fulva is the source of this 2094-nucleotide messenger RNA. RefSeq names its product Laccase abr2. Gene Ontology annotation, molecular function: copper ion binding; oxidoreductase activity. The record is from RefSeq and is a predicted model, not a curated record. The coding region runs from base 1 to 2094 and encodes 697 amino acids. Lineage: Eukaryota; Fungi; Ascomycota; Dothideomycetes; Mycosphaerellales; Mycosphaerellaceae. The transcript has 3 exons.
AUGUAUAAAGUCUUCUACGCCUCUCGCAAUGCCUGUCGUGCUCGGUGGGGACCCGUAGCAGCGUGCAUAAUGCCUUCCUUAUCAUUUCUUGCAUUGUGCGCAUUGGCAUUUUGUCCGUCAUCAUAUGGGGCCACCAGACAAUUCUCUGUCGUACUGACAUGGUCGACGGGCAGUCCUGAUGGAUUUGAGAAGCAACAGAUCCUGGUCAACGGACAAUUGCCAGGUCCAGCUCUUGUGAUCGACCAAGAUGACGAUGUCGAGGGUGGACAGUUCUUGGUCACAAACAAGCUUAACGUGGACACUGCCGUGCACUUUCACGGUAUUGAGCAACUCAACACUCCCUGGUCGGACGGGGUGCCAGGCCUUUCUCAAAAGCCCAUUGAAGCUGGUUGCCAAUGGCUCUACAAGUGGAAGGCGACAGAAUAUGGCACCUAUUGGUAUCACGCGCACUACCAGAGCCAGGUAUUCGAUGGCAUGUUCGGACCGAUCUACAUCAAACCCAGGGCGUUUGAGCCCAAGCCCUUCAACGUGAUUACUAGCGACCAGAAUGCGCUAGAUGCGAUUCUCAAAGCCGAAGAGAAUCCCCAGUUCGUGAUGAUCUCUGACUGGAUGCAUCUGACGUCCCAGCAGCAUCGGCAAGUCCAAGAGGACAGUAAUGUUGACAUUUUUUGCACGAAUAGCAUAUUGUUCAACGGUAAAGGACGAGUCAACUGUCUAUCCGAGCCAGAGCAGCGGGCAGCACUCGCGCCACCCUUCCAGGAGCUCUUCAAUGGACCUCUGCGAGGACAGUGGCUGAGUCCCAACGGAUGUCUUCCCUUUGGUCCCUUCAGCCAGGGCAAUGCCACUCUCAACCUCGAUGCCAUACCACGAGACCUCGUCACGGAUUGCUCAGCAACAGAUACUCCUCAGCAAGAAUUCCAAGUAGACCCUAGGUCGCGGUGGGCAAGCUUCAACUUCAUCAGUGUCACCGGUAUCCAGGCGCCAAUUAUUUCCAUAGACGAGCAUCCGAUGUGGGUCUAUGCUGUUGAUGGUCGCUACGUUCAACCAGUCAAGGUCAAUGGCCUGCAUAUCUUCAGCGGCGAACGUUACUCAGUCAUGGUGCAGCUUGAUAAGCGUGAAGGGUCCUACACCAUGAGAGCCAGCAACUUUGGCUUGAAUCAGCUCAUCAGUGGUUUCGCUACUGUGAGCUACACUAGUGGUGGUCACGAUAAAAACAGCGAUAACGAGAAUCGAGACAGUGGUAGCAAGCAUCACGACUGGAACGGUGGCCACUGGCAGGAAGGACACGGCAAUGGCGGCAAGGGGUACGGCUGGAAGGGUGGUCGCGGCAGAGGCCACAAAGAAGGCAUCGGCAGAUACAACAGACACUUCAAGAGGGACUCACAGCCGUAUUAUACUUACGGCGGCUUCCCAGUAUCCCCAGAGGUCGUCACACUCAACGAGAGUCAGAUCGUGCCCUUCCACAACAUACCUCCAGCACAGGAAAUCGCUCAAACACACAUCCUUCGCCUAUCGAGAUUUGGCAAGCCCUGGCUUUGGUCCCUCGACGGCGACGAGACGUACCCUAUGUUCCCUACCGAAUACGCAGAAGACGCACCACUGCUAUACUACCCCGAAAGCACAGAGGCCAACAACCAGAACCUCGUGAUCAAGACCCAGAACGAUACCUGGAUCGACAUCGUCUUCGUCGUCGUGGAUCUCAACGGUCCGCCGCAUCCAAUGCACAAGCACAGUAACAAGGGGUAUCUCGUCGGUCGGGGGGUAGGACCUUGGAACUGGUCGUCUGUGGCGGAAGCGGCGGCGGCGCAGCCACAGUCGUUCAAUUUUGACGAUCCUCCGUAUCGAGAUGGCUUCACGACACUUCCUAGCGCUGGAGCACCGACCUGGUUGACGAUGCGAUAUCAUGUCGUGAAUCCGGGGGCGUUCAUGCUGCACUGUCACAUCCAGUCGCAUCUGUCGGGUGGUAUGGCGCUUGCGUUCUUGGAUGGGGUUGACGAGUUCCCGGCGAUACCUGCGGAGUAUGGCUCGGAAGGUCAGGGGAAUGGGAUGGGCGGCCACGAUCGGCCUGGAGGGCAUCUGGGGAGCUAUCACUAG